Molecule: messenger RNA, 2067 nt
Organism: Solea senegalensis (Senegalese sole)
Lineage: Eukaryota; Metazoa; Chordata; Actinopteri; Pleuronectiformes; Soleidae
Product: cortexin-3
Exons: 4
Coding region: 328-579 (83 amino acids)
Source: RefSeq, a predicted model, not a curated record
UGCCUCCUCUUUCGGAUGCCGGACAGCAAACAAGCCUGAAUUCAGACAGGUAGGUGAAGAUGGAGGCGCCCCCCUUGUGGCCCCUUAAAGCAAACUUCUUGGACUGUAUGUUGGUGGAGAGUCGGUCUGACUGUAGACACACACACGGAGAGAAACAACGUGACCACACAGACAACAGAGUCACCGACAGGUUGGACACGGAUGUGCAGUGCAGCUGACCGUGUGCGGAACAAUCCCUCACCUGUUCAUUCCGGUCCUCGUCUCUGAGCCCAUCUUCACCUUAAACUUUCAGCAACCGACAAAGAGCUGGAGCCGAGACGAUCAAGCAUGGAUGUGCCCAGGAUGGCUGAGGGCCUCUUCAGCAGCACGCUGUCCUCGUCAGGGGGCGGCCAUCACGUGCCUUCCUACCUGACGCUGGAGCAGAAGGCCGCCUUCGUCUUCGUGCUGCUGCUCUUCAUCUUCCUGGCCCUGCUCAUCGUGCGCUGUUUCCGCAUCCUGCUGGACCCCUACCGCAGCAUGCCCUCAUCCAACUGGACUGACCACACCGAGAAGGACACGUUUGAUUACCGCAUCGUCUGAGGGUAAUCGAACGUGAAGAAGAUCACAUAAAACAAGACUGUUUGAUGCUGGAAGAGCACUCUGGCCCUCAGAAGAAAUGACUGCUGAUUCACCCGGAGGACGUCUUUCAGAAAAUCUUCUGAAUGUUCAGACUGGAAAAAUGGAUGUCGACGGCGAGUUGUCGUCGAUGUCGGUGCCAGCCAGAGUUCAACAGCUUCUCCCUGCCAAAUCAUCCGAUUUCAACAAGACAACCACCAACUAUGCUAUGAAGAUUAUUGAUCAUACUACCAUCGAUUUCGGUCCGAGUGAUGCACCAGAGCCUUGUGAGGUUCACCCAUGACCCCCCCUCCCCUAACAUCAGUUCUGUUGUGGACUACCUCGUUCCUCCCGCAUCUCAUGUGUGAAAACUCACAUCUCACACAGGGUUGAGUGUCUUUUAAUGAUCUGAAACAGUGUUUACAUCCUUCCACGUUUACGUGCUUAGAUUUUUAUUGAUAAUGUAGACAAUCAGUGUUCAAUAGAGUAACAGAUAGAAAACAGUCCUUUGCUUUCAGCAUAUGUUGUCUUAAGUUGAGGUCCAAAAGACUUUAUAUGACUGAUGAGAUUCAGCCGAAGAGGAAUUUCAUGCCUUAUGUCUUUGUAUGAUAUUCUUUGGUGGUUGUUACCGCAGAGGUUUGUAGGUAAAAACAUGAAGAACAGUCGGGUCAAGGUCGUAAAAAAGCAGGUUAAACAAGAAUGGCACUAAGCAGCGCUCAUACCUCCACCAAGGCCCAAACAAUCUCCUUAGGCCUGAUUUAUACUCUGUUGCUCAACAGAACUUCACUAUAUGAGUCUGCAAAACGUUCCGUUGAUCUUCAAGGUGCUUACACUCCCCUGUAACUGGCCCCUUAAUGGUUGACUCACACAUACGCAGUGGAGGUGUCAACUGAAAUGCUCCUCAUUCACUUUGAAUGAAGGGGCCUUUAGGCAUUGCCAAACUGCAUUUUGGGUCCACAGCAUCGCUUUGCUUGCGUUGCAUGUGGCAGUUGUGUGCAACUCUCUGAACGUCUUGUGCAAAUCUUGAACGAGCCAAUCAAAUUUCACUUUUUGCGCUCAGCCCAAACACUACACAGCCCAAUCGUUGCUCUCGGACAAGGUUGUUCUCCCCUGUUGCUGAAUUUUUGAAGUGAACCCAACAUGGCAGACGUCAUAUCAUAGCAAAAUUAGCAACACUUGCUACAUAGCAGUCAUGACAGACACUGGUCUGCUACCUCCAACACCAUCAUGGAUGCCCACCACCAAGCGUUAGGUUACGUGGUAGUCCACCGGGAUCAGACUACAUGAACUCAAGCCAAUUGUCAAGCGAUUCGGUCGUGACUGACACAUUUGCAGUCAAGUCGAGUCAAGUCAAUUUUAUUUAUAUAGCCUGACAUCACAAACACAAUUUGACAGUAAAGGGCUUUACUGUCAGUACAGCCUCUAUCCUUAGACCCUCACAUCGAGUAAGGAAAAACUCCACAAAAACUGGAA